This is a messenger RNA of Cimex lectularius (bed bug), 4161 nucleotides long. It is a transcript of the gene Madm, whose product is annotated as nuclear receptor-binding protein homolog. Lineage: Eukaryota; Metazoa; Arthropoda; Insecta; Hemiptera; Cimicidae. Bases 755 to 2383 code for a protein of 542 amino acids. Gene Ontology annotation, cellular component: endomembrane system; cytoplasm. Gene Ontology annotation, biological process: protein phosphorylation; intracellular signal transduction; endoplasmic reticulum to Golgi vesicle-mediated transport. The transcript is spliced from 11 exons. Gene Ontology annotation, molecular function: ATP binding; protein serine/threonine kinase activity. The record is from RefSeq and is a predicted model, not a curated record.
CAUUCCAAAUUAAAACACAACUUAAAUUUAGAAUCUUGAAUUUUUUUUAAAAAUAAUAUCCCAAGAAAUAAAACUAAUAUAUCUGAUUAAAAAAAAGAGAGAAAAUAAAAAAUAAUAAUAUAGUAGGUAUGGAAAUAAAGGAGAGGUAAAGGGACCGAGUUGUAUGAGAAGAACUGAGAAUAGAGAAUAUAGUAGAAGAAUAAAAAGAAGAAGUGAAGGAGAAGAGCGGGUGAGGUUGAGGAUGAAUUUGGGAAAAUAAUUGUUGAAAAGGGGAAAAACGUGUGGUGGGGUUGUCGGACGUGGUCGUUCCUCUCCGCCGUAUGAUUUGUUUUUUAUUGCUGCGAACCGAGAGCGCUCUGCCCAACGGCUCGAGAACCGAGUUGGAAACGAUAGCGAGUGCGAGUCGCGACCCAGUCCAGUCUCGAAACAUGACGAUGGAGCGUGUCCCGUCUCGACGAUUUUAACCAUCCAGUUCUUGACUUUCUUCGGCCCAUUUGAAAAGAGUGUGACUCAAGAGACUCGUUUUCAUCGCCGGCUUCACAGUUCAAAAUCGGUCUCGACGGUCGUUGAUCAUGUUCAAUUCACGCGGAGUGUCGCGUCCGUUGUACAGUGUUUUGAGGAUACGAGAGUCGUCCUGGUCAUGUCCCUGAGCGGUGCGAGGACUAACUGAUUUUCGUCGACUCUGUGCCGGCGUUUGAGUUUAUAGCUGAAGGAUUCUUAGUCGUAGAGUAUCGUCUUUCGAUCUUCGCUAAAGAUGCCGAGCGGCAAACAGCGUUCCGAAAGGAAGACCCAGAGGGAAAGCGGAGAGGACUCGGAGGACGAGAGUGAAGUCCUGGAGGAAAGCCCUUGCGGCCGUUGGCUCAAGAGGAGAGAAGAGGUCGAGCAGCGAGAUGUCCCCGGUAUCGACAGCGCCUAUCUCGCAAUGGACACCGAGGAGGGUUUCGAGGUGGUGUGGAACGAAGUACAGUUUUCAGAAAGGAAAAACUUCAAGUCGCAAGAAGAAAAGAUCCAGCAAGUGUUUGAGAAUCUCACUCAACUGGAGCAUCCUAACAUAGUCAAAUUCCACAAAUACUGGACAGACACACAUAAUGAAAAACCUAGGGUGAUCUUCAUAACUGAGUAUAUGUCUUCCGGAUCACUGAAACAGUUUCUGAAAAGAACAAAACGGAAUGUGAAAAAGCUUCCUCUUCAGGCGUGGAAACGGUGGUGCACUCAGAUACUUUCAGCUCUCAAUUACUUGCAUUCGUGCUCGCCGCCCAUCAUCCACGGCAACCUCACAUGUGAUACCAUAUUUAUACAGCACAAUGGGCUCGUGAAAAUCGGAUCAGUGGCGCCUGAUACCAUUCACCACCAUGUGAAGACAUGUCGGGAAAAUAUGAAAAACAUGCACUUCAUCGCACCUGAAUAUGGAGCUGAUCCUUCACCUACUGUCGAUAUGUUUUCCUUCGGGAUGUGUGCGCUCGAAAUGGCAGCGUUGGAGAUCCAAGGGAACGGCGAUUCAGGGACCUUGGUGACCGAAGAACACAUAAGGCGGACCAUAGACAGUUUAGACGAUCCUCGACAAAAAGAUCUUAUAUCGAAAUGCCUUGCCAGAGAUCCAAGUACGAGGCCUACUGCUAAGGAGUUGCUUUUCCACCCUCUCCUCUUUGAGGUGCAUUCUCUGAAACUUCUAGCUGCCGACGCUUACGUGAAUGCGUUCGCCAACACAUCUGAAACGAUCACGGAUGAGAUUGUACAGCGGAUGUACAGCAGUGAUGCUAUUUUAGCAGAAAUUAAUCACCUUAAUCAACCUCCUAUCUUGUUCAGGAUGUCGAAUACAAAUGUGACCGAGAAGCUGGAAAAGUUCGUUGAAGAUGUAAAGUUUGGCAUUUACCCUCUCACAGCUUAUAAAUCUCGACAACAAGUGCCUCCAAUAGUUAAACCAAGACCGGCCACUCCCGAAGUUGCUGAAUCCGUCAAAUCUGCAAGCCCAGAACCAGUGGAUGUAGAGGCGAGGAGGGUUGUCAACAUGAUGUGCAAUGUGAAACCUAAAGAACAGAGCUGUGAUCUCAUGGUAAGGUUAAAGAUGACAAUACUUCUUCGGAUGGACGAUAAAAUGAAUAGACAGUUAACCUGUCACAUCUCCGAUAUAGACAACUCCCUCGUGCUGGCACAGGAGCUCGUCUUUUUUGGUUUUAUCAACGAGGCUGAUAAAGAUAAGAUCUCCUUGUUGAUCGAAGAGACGUUACACACCGGAAAUCUAGCACGGACCCAGGCUGCUGUGCAGGCUGCCGUCUCUGCACAAGCUGCCGCCCCAAGUGGAGGUGGUGGUGUCAGUACAUGUGCAACCCAAGCGCAUUUACCACCUCAUGCUCCUGCGCCGCCAGUUCAAACCUCUAGCUAGUGCUAUAUUCAGUUUCCUCUUUAAAUAUAUAUAUAUAUAUAUAUAUAUAUAUAUAUAAAAUUUAUAUAUAUGUACAUAUAUAUAUUUGUACAUUGUUAUAAUUAUAUAUAUUAUUUUCUUGGGAGGUUAGAUCUAAUGUAUACAACUCCCUCCCUGUGAAACGGUUUAAAUCAGAAUCUUUCCCUCUCUUUUAUUGUAAAUUUAGAGCAGAAUUCCAGUUUAUACAUUCCCAGUCUGCUCUUACUUAUGAGAGGAAAAGUAAACACCUAUUUCCUCCAAUGUAAACAAACCAUAGAUUUGCUUUAUGUAGAGGAAAUUUUAAAGACUUCAAAAACUAGUUUGUUAAUCUCUAAUUGGGAAAACUAUUCAAUAUAAAUUGUUUUGCACCUUCCUUUUAAACUUCAGCUCUGAUACAGGCUAGUUUGGUAGAACUCUGAUUUUUCAGUUGGAACAAAAAACAAAGGGCUUUAUCAUUAAUCUGAUUUUUUCAAAAUUAAAUUAUUUAAGAUCUUGUGAUUGUGUAUUUCCAUUUGUAAUUUUAUAUAAUUAUUUUUAAACAACUGAAAAAAAAACUUAUAAAAUAAAAUAUCGAAUGUUUAAAUCAAUAAAUAUAAAUAUUGUGUUUUUUUUUGUUUUUUAAUGGUCUUUUGUUCCUUUGGCUAAAAAAAAUGAGUUUGUCAGAUGUAAACCCUUUCAUUAACACAACAAAUCGGUUUAAAAAUAAUUUUGAUAUGCCCUUCCAAAUAGUAAUAAUAAAGAAACAAAGUAGUUCAUUCAAAGUGACACUGAAAUUUCCCAAAUUGAAUGAUUGACCAGUUAUUGCCAUUGUGACACCGAAGGGACUCCGAUUUUUAUAUAUAAUGUAAAAAUGAAAAAAAAAAAAAAACGAUGUGAUAAUUAGUCUAUAUUUUUUUAAAAGUAACUGCCAAUUUUUUAAACCUACAACCAAGGUAGGACAAGUGUUUGUUGCACACAGGGAGAUUCUUUGGAAACAAAUUUUUUAAAGGAUGUUUUGUAUGACGGUUGUUUGAACUGCAAAAUUAUAUUUCCUUAUUCAUAAUCAGCAUUUACACAGACUUAUUUUUGUAAUACCACUUUUAUUGCUUUUAUUACUGUUUUUGUGUGCCAUUUCUCUACCGUUUACUUUUUAUGUAUGUGUUGCCCUUAUAUUUUCUUUUUUAAACUAGAGAAAUUGCCAUGAUACUAUUUAUUAUAUUUUAUACAUACUUCUAGAUAUGAUUACUAUCGUUAUUUUAUUUGGGUAAUAUUAUUCUCAUUUGUAAAGUGUAGCUUUAUUUCUUACACAAUAAAAUUCUAUUUUGCAUAUUUCACUUCUCGUUUUUUUUUUUUUUUUUUUUUUUUUCCAAUUAUUAUUAAAGUACUAUCUAAAAACAGACUUCCUUUAUAAAUAAAAGAUAAUAAAACUACAUUUUUAGAAACAUGGUGAAUAUGUAAAUAGAACAGUUUUGCACUCCCUUGUAGUAAUAAAUAAAAAAUGUUGGUUACAAUAUUUCUUAUAAUUAAUUACGUAGGAAGUAACUUAAAGUGUAGAUAUUCUUCUCAAUAGCACAAACUGAUGGGUUGUACAGGGAAGGAAAAGUUUUUAACAGAAACCUUUAAGAAAUUUAAAAUUGUCAAUUUAGGAUUAUUAUCCGAACCUAACAAUUUUUAUCUCUGAUCAAGCUCUAAUAGUUUUAAUUAUCAAAAAGUAAGUUUCCUGUUGUAGGCAGUUAAGGUUGCCAUUGCUCACUGAAAAAUAUAAAAAAAGUAUAUAUACA